AUGGGUUGGAAAUCAUACCUUUUACCACUGCUGCUGGGCACUGUUGCUGGAUUACAACAGCAACAAGUUGUGCCAGGUUCUUUUAUUAUUGAAUACCAAGAUUCCAGCGUCGGGGUGCUUGACUUGGACUACGAUCUGUUCAAGGGCGCUACUGUCAGGUUCAACAACGAUAAAUCCUCUGAUGAACACAUGUCUACUUUGCUUUCGCAUUCAGCCAUCAAGAACGUCUGGCGCAACACGAUUUAUUCUUUGCAUAACCCAGAGAUCGGAAGCGUUGGAUCACCUGAGUUAGCAGACUCAUCCCGACUCGUGGCCAGAAACUUCCAAGGCAAUCAGACAUACUCGCCCCACGUUAUGACCCAAGUCGACAAGUUACACGCAAAGGGCAUCACUGGUAAAGGAGUUCAAAUCGCAGUUGUUGACACUGGAAUUGACUAUUCCCACCCAGCCCUCGGUAAAUGCCUUGGACCCGAUUGCUUAGUUAUCGGCGGUUAUGAUUUUGUCGGUGAUGCGUAUAACGGCACUAACACCCCUGCUCCCGAUGACGAUCCAAUGGAUUGUUUUGGACAUGGUACACACGUGGCUGGUAUCAUCGCCGCCCAAGAAAAUAAAUAUGGUUUCAUAGGGGCUGCACCUGGCGUCAAACUAGCAGCAUACCGGGUCUUCGGUUGCGAAGGUUCCACUACUGAUGACAUUCUCUCAGCUGCCUUCCUGCGCGCACAGCAAGAUGGAGCUAAUAUCAUUACUGCUUCUCUUGGAGAAAGUAGCGGAUGGAGCGAGACUUUGCUUGAAGUAAUUGCCUCCCGAAUCGUUGCCAAGGGGGUCAUUAUUACCGCCGCCGCUGGGAACGACGGUGACCAAGGAUUGUUUUACGCAAGUUCCCCGGCUGGAGCAAAGGGUGUUGCUGCUAUUGCUUCUUAUGAGAAUACUUUGUCGCCUGUAUUGUUGACGCAGUCCUCUUAUUCGAUUUCGAACGACACAAAGCAGGGCCUUCAAUGGGCUGUAGGCGACCCAGGCAAUUGGACAGGUGCCGGUGUGAUACCGCUCUGGACUCCAUCAUUCAGCCCCAAUAAGACUACGGAUGGUUGCGGACCUUUUGCUGAUAACACGACGGACCUUUCUGGAAAAGUUGUUCUUCUCCCUUACGAUGGGUGUAUUGGCCAAAAUGCGUAUUCCGCUAUUGGUCUCGGGGCCCAUUACAUCAUGCUUUCAGCAAAACCGGGUACUAACUUACUAAACCCCAGUUUUGGGCCAUAUCCAGGCUUCCUAGGUGUGGGUACAGUCUCUUCCACGGUAGGCGCCAAGUGGUUCGCGGCUCUGGCCGCCGGAUCGGUUGUCACUUUAGAUCUCACCGAUUUCGCCACUAGCCCAGUCACGCUUGAACAGCCACCUAAUGACAUACUUGGCGGACUUCUAAGCUCCUAUACUUCUUGGGGACCUUCUUUUGAAAGCGAGCUAACGCCUUCAUUUGGUGCCCCAGGUGGGUUAAUCCUAUCAACGUGGCCUGUUGCCUUGGGUUCUUACGCCGUUUUGUCUGGUACCUCCAUGGCCUGCCCACUUGUUGCUGGUAUCUACGCCCUUCUAUCAAACGUACGGAACACCUUCGACCCAGUUGAGCUUCAAAAUUUACUUGCUAGUACAGCUAAGCCUGUUCCAUCCAAUGGAAGCUCUUUAAUUGCGCCUCCCGCGCAACAAGGAGCUGGACUGGUUCAAGCUUAUGAUGCAGCCUAUGCAACCACAGUAUUAAGCCGCCCGAGUCUUGCUUUUAACGAUACCAUUCGCUUAACGAGUAAAACCUUUACUAUUUCUAAUACUGAGGAUAAGGAAGUCACCUAUGAGCUAGACGUUAUGAACGCCGCUACUGCUUACACGUUCAAUGAUAGUAUCAGGCCAGCUACGUCCCCCAAGCUCGACAACUCCUUCGCAAAAGUGGACCUAAGCGACUAUCACGUUACUAUCCCUGCAGGUGGAAAAGCUACAGUCUCUGUUAAGGUUACACCUCCGGCAGUUUCUAUCUCUCAACUCCCAGUGUACGGAGGGUACAUCCGGAUUAACGGUACAAACGGCGAGAAGCUAUCUAUCCCUUACCAAGGCAUUGCGGGGGACCUUAGUGCUGUAACUGUUAUGAACGGAACGUACCUAUCAAACGCCAAUAGUGGUCCCGACUAUCCGCCCUUCAAUAAUACCAACUCGACUUUCAUGUUCCCACAGGUGGAUAUCGCAGAUAUCAAUCUCAUCACCGAUGACCUUCCAGUUGCUGCUGUUGACUUUGUUUUUGGAUCCCCGCUACUUAACAUUCAAAUCGUGUCAACCAGCAAACAGCAAGUCAAUCUUGGUCACGCCGUGGACUCACCGUUCAAUUACACUAGCCGUGAUUUUUUUCCCUACACGUGGAACGGCCAGCUUGAUGAUAAAUCAUUUGUACCAGCAGGUACCUACAAGUUCCGUGUUUCAGCGCUGCAUAUCUUUGGUGAUCCAGACCAACCACAGGAUUAUGACGUUGCUGAGACGUCUUCCUUCAAGAUUGCCUACAGGUAG
Bipolaris maydis ATCC 48331 is the source of this 2538-nucleotide messenger RNA. Its product is annotated as peptidase S8/S53 domain-containing protein. Gene Ontology annotation, molecular function: serine-type endopeptidase activity. NCBI's taxonomy places the organism in Eukaryota, Fungi, Ascomycota, Dothideomycetes, Pleosporales, Pleosporaceae. Gene Ontology annotation, biological process: proteolysis. The record is from RefSeq and is a predicted model, not a curated record. Gene Ontology annotation, cellular component: membrane; cell wall.